AUGACAACUUCUCAUAGUACAUUCAUUUACAUUCUUCUACUUCUUUUUUCACUUCCAUUAAGAAUAAUCACAUCAUCAGCAAGAACUGAAGCUGAAGCCCUUAUCAAAUGGAAGAGUACUAACUUAUCUUCUACUUCCUUAUUGGAUUCAUGGUCCAUUUCCAAUCUCGAAAACUUGUGUAAUUGGACAUUCAUUGCCUGCAAUGCUGAUGGAACAAUUUCAGAGAUCAAUCUUUCAAAUGCAACACUCUCAGGCUCUCUUGAUCACCUUAACUUCACUUCAUUUCCGCGUCUCACGAGUUUCAUUCUCAAUGGCAACAACUUUAGUGGAUCGAUACCAUCAAAUAUUGGCAAUGCCUCUAGUCUUGAAGUUGUUGUACUUUUCAACAAUUCAUUUCAAGGGAAGAUUCCAUCUUCAAUAGGCAAACUUAGAAAUCUUCAAACACUUGAUCUUCGAAAGAAUCGUUUAAACUCAACCAUUCCUUCUGAGUUAGGCCUUUGUACAAACCUCACUCAUUUGGCUCUAGCAGAGAAUUCUCUGCAAGGAACAUUGCCUAUAUCUUUGUCCUCUUUGAUCAAGUUAUCUCAGUUGGCGUUGUCCGAUAAUUUUCUUUCUGGUGAGGUCUCAUCAGAUCUCAUUACCAAUUGGACUGAGUUGAUAGCUUUGCAGCUUCAAAACAAUUACCUUACUGGUUCCAUUCCUUAUCAGAUUGGAAACUUGCAAAACUUGUUGUAUCUAGAUUUAUCAAGAAACAACUUGAGGGGAGCAAUUCCACAAUGUUUGGAUCAUAUGACUAAACUCCAGGUAUUAAUGAUUUCAUAUAAUAAUCUCAGUGGGGAUAUUCCUUCAUCUAUUUGCAAUUUAACAUCAUUACGAACUUUAGAUUUGGGGGAAAACAAUUUUAAGGGAGAAAUUCUGCAAUGUUUUGGCAACAUGAGUGACCAUCUUGAGGUUUUGGAUAUGCACCACAACAAGUUUGUUGGGGAUCUUCCAACUACUUUUGGGAUUGGAUGUUCACUUAGAAGCAUCAACUUUCAUGGCAAUGAACUCGAGGGCGGAAUUCCUCGAUUUUUGGCCAAUUGUCAAAGGUUGCAAGUCGUUGAUUUAGGAGAUAAUCACUUCAACGACAUAUUCCCAGUGUGGUUGGGAAAUCUGUCAGAGCUGAAAGUUUUAAGCUUGAGAUCAAACAAAUUUCAUGGACUCAUUAGAACGUCAAGGAUUGAGAACAUGUUUCCCGAGCUUCGAAUCAUAGAUCUAUCUUAUAAUGCCUUCUCGGGAAACUUACCUACGAGUAUGUUUCAACAACUAAAAGCCAUGAUGAGAGUUGAUCAAACAAUGAAGGCACCAAUAUAUCUUGGAGUGUACAGUUAUUGCCAUGAUUCUAUGACAGUUGCAACCAAGGGACGAGAGCUUGAACUUGUUAGAAUUUUGACAACUUACACCACCAUUGAUCUUUCAAGUAACAGAUUUGUAGGGAAUAUUCCAAGUAUUAUGGGAGAACUCAUUGCACUUCGGGUGUUGAAUUUGUCUCAUAAUCGAUUGCAAGAUCAUAUACCACCAUCACUUGGAAAUUUAUCUGUACUUGAAUCAUUGGACCUUUCGUUUAACCAUUUUUCAGGAGAGAUACCACAACAACUUGCUUCUCUUACGUCUCUUGAAUUCUUAAAUCUCUCCUAUAAUUAUCUCCAAGGAUGCAUCCCUCAAGGACCACAAUUCUCUACAUUCCAGAACAACUCAUAUGAAGGUAAUGUUGGAUUACAUGGAUUCCCAAUUUCAGAUGGUUGUGGCAAUGAUCGUGUAUCUGAAACAAAUUACACCGUAUCUUCUCUAGAAGAUCAAGAAAGCAACUCUGAAUUUCUCAAUGACUUUUGGAAAGCUGCUCUGAUGGGCUAUGGCAGUGGACUAUGUAUCGGAAUGUCCAUUAUAUAUUUCAUGAUCUCCACGGGAAAUCCAAGAUGGCUAGCAAGAAUCAUCGAACAACUGGAACACAAAUUCAUCAUGCGAAUGAGAAAGAAGCAACGAAGUCAAAGGAAUUACAGAAGAAGAAAUAAUCGUUUCUAGACAAGUUAUAAGUUUUGCUAUUCAAUCAAGCUCAACAUUGAUCUUUAGUUUAUUGUAAUUUGUAAC
This is a messenger RNA of Solanum verrucosum, 2127 nucleotides long. RefSeq names its product receptor-like protein 9DC3. The record is from RefSeq and is a predicted model, not a curated record. Lineage: Eukaryota; Viridiplantae; Streptophyta; Magnoliopsida; Solanales; Solanaceae. Bases 1 to 2061 code for a protein of 686 amino acids. The transcript has a single exon. Gene Ontology annotation, molecular function: protein binding.